AUUUUGUGGCCCAUUGUUGCUGGAUCUCCAUCGCGCGCUUUUCGGCAAUAGUGCACUGGAGCCUGUCACAAUCGACCCGCACCAAACUCAUUCUCUUCCGUCCGUUCUCAGCUCACCUCCACAUUUUAGCAAAUCCCCAUGGGGUACACAGACUAUCGCCGGACAUGAGUUCUAGGCCCUAAUUGGAGAGACUCCUAGUGUACACAGGGGCGAAGCUUGCCAACUGUGGAUGCAUAUAAGUGUCUACAUGUCUUUUGCUCUUCCAAUGUAGCAGUUAGGAUCGCAAGUUAACCCACGAGAGAGAAUCAGAGAACGGAAAAUGUUCAGCACAACGCCUCAAGAACGACGUGCAUGGUAUGCUGCCACGGCAGCUGCCAUGGUCAUGGCUUUAGCAGGAUAUGACGCAUCAACAUUCAAUUCCAUCCAAGGAUUCAAGACAUUCCAGAAUCAUUUCAAGGAGCCUCACGAGAAGAAAAUUAGUUCAUCUAUUCUUGGGGGCAUCAACACGGCUUAUCACGUCGGCGCAAUUGUUUCUGGACUCUUCAUCUCUCCUACGAUCUCAAAGAAGUUUGGUCGGCGUGUUCCCAUAGCUUUGGGAACGACAGGCGUUUUGAUCUCUGUAUUCAUGCAGAGCUUCGCUCCGAACGUUACUUGUUUCAUUGCUGGCCGAGUCAUCAUGGGCCUUGGCAAGGGCAUCAGUAUGAACAAUGGCCCAACAUACAUUGCUGAAAUUGCACCGACGAAGAUUCGAGGAAUCAUGUUAUCCAUGUGGCAGUUAUGGUACACCAUUGGUGCCUUCAUGGUAUACUGGGCAGCAUACGGAGCGCAACGAUCAUCUCAUCCUCUCCACGAUUGGCAAUGGCGCAUUCCGCUUUUUGUUCAAAUUCCACUACCCUUGUUCAUCAUUACGACCAUGUUCUUUGUCCCCGAAUCGCCUCGAUGGCUUGUCGAAAACGACCGUGUUGAAGACGCCCGCGCUGCAAUGGCUAGAGUUCGCAACGACGGUGUAGAUGAGGAAAUCAGCGAUAUUGUAACAGCUGUGGCUUACGAAAAGGCAACUACGAAGAACUGGGAUAAGUGGUGGGCACCUUAUUUGACUCUCGUCAAAGUACCUUCGCUGCUUCGCCGAACUCUUAUUGUUAUCUUCAUCAACGUCGGCCAGCAGGUGUCUGGAAGUUCUUCUCUCAACGCAUACACAACUCUGAUCUAUAAGUCGGUCUUCAAGGACGAUAACACUAUCUUUCUGAUCAACGCAUUGUCAAGCACAUUCUCAAUCCUUUUCACUCUCAGCUGCACUUUACUUGUCGAUCGUGCAGGAAGAAAGUUCAUCCUGAUGGCUGGUGCAGCUGGAAUGGGAACAACUCUUCUCGUGGUCGCGAUACUAGGCCUGAAAAUUCCCGAAAAUCCCGAUGGCUCCAGACCGUACGGAAUGGGGAUUGCCGUAGCAGCAAUGUUCUUCCUGUUCAACUUCUUCUACAAGCCAUCGUGGGGAGCUACGGUGUGGGUUUAUACGUCGGAAAUUUUCUCGACUGAUGUGAGAGCACACGGCGUUGCUAUCGGUGCUCAAUCGCAGUCGGUUGCUUCUACUGUUCUCAAUCAGUUCUUCCCAGAGUUCCUUGACAAGUGUGGCUUCUACACAUUCUUCUUCUUUGUCGGUAUCAACACCCUGUUGCUUCUAGGUGUCUUCUUCUUCAUGCCCGAAACUAAGGGCGUACCCCUCGAAGAGAUUGAUGUCCUCUUUGGCGCCGAGUCGCAUCGGGCAAAGGGCGAGGAGAUCAUUUACCAGAAUAAAACGGGCGAUGAGGAGAUUGACGAUAAGGGUGUGGUAGAGACGACUACAACAGAGAGAAUCAAGGCCUAA
Molecule: messenger RNA, 1861 nt
Organism: Aaosphaeria arxii CBS 175.79
Lineage: Eukaryota; Fungi; Ascomycota; Dothideomycetes; Pleosporales
Product: general substrate transporter
Exons: 6
Coding region: 320-1861 (513 amino acids)
Biological process (GO): carbohydrate transport; transmembrane transport
Cellular component (GO): membrane
Molecular function (GO): carbohydrate:proton symporter activity
Source: RefSeq, a predicted model, not a curated record